AUGGUAUACGACGCUCUGGUCCUCGUUCUGACAUGGGCAAAGACGUAUCAGACCAACUGCGCUUCCUCCAAAUUCCACAUGAAGAAUUCUCUCACCUCACUGAUACAGCGGGACGGCACCAUCUAUUUCUUUGUUUUACUCCUUCUGAAUGCCAUCAAUCUUGUCGCAAUCAAAUUCGAGAUACUUGGUUCCGUACCUGCAUUGACAGACGUGCUUACAUCUAUCAUGGUAUCCCGCUUCUUCUUGGAUUUGCGCAGCGUCUAUCUCUCGAGCACCUCAGGCUCUCAAUCGAUUUCCAGGGCCCAAAUUGUACCCGAAGUAAUAAGCCUUGAUUUUACCUCAAGUCUCACCGGAAACUUGGGUGCACCACUUAAUGGAUGGUUCGACGAGGUGCCCGAUUCGUUUUCGGCUGACGAACCCCCUCCCGCCUAUGAGUGGCAUGAACCAAUGUUACUGCACUUGCGUCCAGAGGCUGACGAUUCAGAUGGUAGUGAUUCUCACAACGAGUGA
This is a messenger RNA of Sparassis crispa, 510 nucleotides long. RefSeq lists its product as hypothetical. The transcript has 5 exons. The coding region runs from base 1 to 510 and encodes 169 amino acids. The record is from RefSeq and is a predicted model, not a curated record. NCBI's taxonomy places the organism in Eukaryota, Fungi, Basidiomycota, Agaricomycetes, Polyporales, Sparassidaceae.